UAAUUCAUUAGUGUCUUCUCAUUCAUUCGUUGCAGAGUGAUAUUAGUUCAUUAGUGUCUUCUCAUUCGUUGCAGGGUGACAUUAACAUGCAGAUUGGUGGCUUGUUUGGUGCUACCCUGUUCGUGUCCACCAUUGGACUGGCGCUAGUGCUUGUUCAGAGUUCGGAAGUGCCCGUGUACAUCGGUCACUACGACGUCGAAGAGAACCGGUUGCUAGGCAACAUGAGCAACUCUGAAACCGACAGCGAUUGCGAAGGGGGUGUGGGCAAGCAAGCGACCAGAGGGGGUCUUCUGGGGGUGUCGCUGGGGUCGUUCUCGCGUGAUGUGGUGACGUACCUGGCUGGUCUGAGUGCGCUCUUGGUCAUGGGCCUGCGUGGGCGUGUGCGUCUUUCACAGGGCGUGGCUCUGCUGUGUGUGUACGUGGUGUACGUGUUGGUUGUGGUGGCCACUGACUGGUGCCGGCAGUCGCGUCGCAGCCGUCGCAUAGCCAAGCAGCUCAUACAGCAACGCCUGUCCGUGUCUCUGCGGAGAAACUCGGUGUUCAGCGAACACUCACAGCGGUCGCAUAGUGCGGAUGAUGAGUUGGGGUCGUAUAUGGGCGUGGGUGUGUACAACCCGUCUGGCCUGUACUCGGACGAUGACGUGGACUUCUUCUACGCAGACGACUGUGAGGGCGAUGGCUUUGCGCCGAGGGUUGGUGGUGGUAGUGGCCACGUGCACAGCCCCAGCCUUCAGCCCACUGACACGUUGUUAGGGCAGUUCCGUGGACUGGACCGUUGUCCUAGAGAUGCGGUGGGCCAUGACCCUAUUGCGGUGGAGCGGUAUGCGUCCUGCCCCGCGUCUCAGCCCAGCGCAGGUGGAGUGUCUGUGGCACACCCACCCACACCCUCUGGCCAGGCACCGCAUUCUCCUUCGGAUUUGAUUCACUUCGACGAUGAUGAGGUGACGUGGCCUAGCGCAGCGCUUGAGGACAACCGGUCCCGGAAUAACAUGGACAGGUGCAGUCCACAAACGAGGAACAGUGACCCUGACAGGACACUUGCGCCGUACGAUCGGAGUGUACUGAAGACGCAAAGGUCAGCCCCCGAUGCACAGUCGCACUGGCCGUCACAGGACAACGCGACAGACGACCACGCACGCGAGUGGGCAGGUGUGGGCAUAGAGAUGACGCUGGAGCCAACCACCAGUCCAUAUCAGCACCACCGACGCAGCGGAGAGCACCUGUAUAACAAUAGGUAUAGGGACAAGGGCAAGAACCACACCUACCCCCCCAAACACGCACGUGCGACGAGAGAGAGUAAAACCCUGAACCCUAAAAACCUGUCCCAUUCCUCGGAUUCGUCGGAUCUGUCGCCGGUGGAUGUUCAGGCGGAGGACAUACGUCACGCGUCACGGAGGGAGGCCUCGGAAUCUUCUGUAACGUCACCGUUGCCAUGGCAACACAGAGUCACACACCAAAGCACCAGGCAGUGGGCUGUAGUAGCAUCUGACACACAUCAAUUGCACAGCGAUGAUAUCAAUUCGAAGGACAGGGCGGAUGGAGAUGGGCCCUCCACCACGGAGAGUAACCUAUUACGCAUGCACGUGGACGAUAUUCUCAUGGCCCAUUCAGCCGACACACCUCGGUUACAGCCACGAGCGGUGGUAGCAGACAGCGAUGUGCCGUCAGCCUCAGAGGCACCAGCGUACACAGAUAAUGCGCAUUCACGGAUGGUGAUUAAUCUGCCGAAGCGAAAGGAAUCGGAUGCACAUACGAACUCACGGCCACCUGCGCACACACACCGCAGCAUCCCAAUCAUCAGAGUAGCAUCGCCAGAGACAUCCAGCGAGCAGUACCACAAACCUCACGCCGAGAGGAAGACGCGGUCGCUUUAUGCUGAGGACAUAGACACACUCGUGCACAUUGCUCUGCCCACCCCUCACACCCCCACGGCACACCGACGGCACACCGGUGCUGCAACCCACACUACGUUGCCUGUGACCAGAGCCCAAAGCCUGGGCCCACAUCGACACGCAACUAGAGACACGACCACUCGCGCUGUACUAGACAUACAGGAAGAAGAUGGACUACAGGAGGCACGCACGCCACAACGCGUCAUGUCACCCAUCAUGAUGGGCAAGGCGCUGGAGUCGGGCCUUUCCAGUGUGUGGGCGGGGCCCUUUAUGGAGUCUUUUGUGCAGUUGCCGGGGGUGUGCUGGCCUAGUUUGGAGGCACCCAACUACGAGAGAGUGCAGCUGAUGGUGGAGAUGCCCUUCACGCUCAUCCGGUGGCUCAGUAUUCCCUACUGCGACUUUCAAGACGACGACGACGACGACGACGACACCUCUACUGCACAUGAGCCAUCUCUUAACACCCACACUCACACCAACACAUCCGCCAGCACAGCCGCGUAUAGUCGGGUGGGCCAAGCGGCCGCAGACGGCAGUGAUGGCGACUCAGACUCAGAGACGUCGGAGCGGAUUGUGUUUGUUGAUAGCGAGGGAGCAACGGAGUACCAGAGGUGGAACUGUGCCAAGCAGGUGCUGUCGUACAUCUCGCCCGUCGGCAUGUCGCUGGUAGUGGGGGUGGCGUCCUUUGGGCCGUGGGGCCUAGUUCACACGAAGGUAUUGCGUGUGGUUCCGACGGGUGUGAUAUGUGUGGGUGUGGGGGCGUUGGUGUCUGGCUGGCUGUACGUAUCUACUCGGCGCAGAGGUAUGCGGGUCGAAUGCCAUUGUAAGCGUGCUAUAAGCGCACUCGCCACCACCACAGCCGAUAGUAUGUACCCCACAAGGAACACGCACACCCCACACAAUAGCAAUCUGCUGUCAGUCUCCAGCCACUCUACGGGUUAUACAGGGCAGGCACGAGAACAGACCACGGCUGCGCGUAGUAUGGAAGAUAGGCACGUGUGCAUGUAUCCUCCACCCCCACCCACCCACAUCAACACCGUGUUGUCGUUGCUAGGCUUCUUAUCCUCGGUCGCGUGGAUAUCGCUCAUAGGCAAUGAGGUGGUGGCCAUUCUAACCGCGUUGGGGCUGACGCUGCAUCUGAGCACAUCUGUGCUGAGUUUGUCCGUGUUAGCGAUCGGUAAUUCUACAGGCGAUCUGGUGAGUGCCCUGGCCGUGGCUCGCAAAGGCUUGUACUCCAUGGCAUUGGGUGCAAUCUUUGGCGGACCCUUGUUUCACGACUGUGUGGGCCUGGGUGUCAGUUUAGUGUCCACGUGUUUGAGUUCACCCAAUUACGAGUAUUACUUCCAAAUCAACACGCAGUCGAGCGUCGCUGCGAUUUUUGUAGCUUUAAGUAUGGUGUCAUCGCUAGUGGCGGUGCCGUUGCUACGGUACUUUCACACGAAGAAAAUGGCUUAUGCCAUCUAUCUCGUGUGCCUGUAUCUUCUAUUCAUUAUUGUCAUCGUCUACACUACCUUCGAGUGAUCACAUUGCGCUUGUUCCAGAUCAUUAAAGCGUCGCUGAAUAGCAUACAAUUUAAUUAGGCGCGCAGAAGUGAUGAUCAAUGCAGGCGAGUCUGUGGACUAUUUGCUGAGUUUUAGUCUUGCAUAUCAGCAGUAUGGAUUGGGUUAGGGUAGCAUCUCCCGGUGAGUAGGCUCGAAUCGUCGACUUUAAUUUCGAAUCACGGCCUCUGGAUGAAGACGCAGAGGAGAACAAUGGGAGUGAUGCACGUAGAUGAAAAGUGGAAAAACCAAGAGCUUUCCGCAGGGUGCAGUGGCGUAAUUGCGAGUCAUGUGUAGGGUUUAAAAGUUUUACUUGCAGAAAUGUAGGUAGGUCGAGAAUUUUCCAUGGGUAGUCCAAUAUGCGUUUAUUUAGAUUAAAAUUGUUCAUGAUUCGGAGAAACGAGG
Molecule: messenger RNA, 3832 nt
Organism: Sphaeroforma arctica JP610
Lineage: Eukaryota; Ichthyosporea; Ichthyophonida
Exons: 1
Coding region: 87-3410 (1107 amino acids)
Biological process (GO): monoatomic cation transport; transmembrane transport
Cellular component (GO): membrane
Molecular function (GO): monoatomic cation transmembrane transporter activity
Source: RefSeq, a predicted model, not a curated record